GUGUGGCGGCGGCGGAGAGGGGAGGGGAGUCGAUAGAAUCUCGUCGAUAACGGAGCUUCUUCACCCUGCCGCCCCUCCCCCCACCCUCUUGGCGGUCUCUCUACUCCCGCCCGCCCCCCAGCUAGGAAUGGGGGUCGGUGGGUGAGUGAGAGGAGCUCUGAAGCGCUUCCAAAGGCGCCGAUGGUUAAACGGGCGCUUGUCAAUGUAGGCGCCUCGUUUCGUUAUUGUCUCCUAAAGCUCUCGUUGGUUGUUUUUUUCUUCCCCUCAGAACAACAACAACAGCAGCCCUCGGAACAUGGGGCACCUUCGCUGAGGGAUAAAGUCUCCCUUUCGUCUUCGGGCGGCGCUGGCGCUGGCUGAGCCUCCCUGCCUCACCCUCGGCACUCCGUGGGGUGGGGGGCAGGCGCGGAGAGGGUGAAAAGUGGGGGGCGGCGGGGGGGCACUGUGAGGAAAUGGAGGAACCCCCGGAGGAAAUGGAAGGAGCCCCCGGGCGCUCCGUGGAAGAAGCGGACCCGUCUCUCUUCACCGUCAAACACGAGCUGAAGAACGCAAACUUGACUGGUCAUGUAGAGAAGGUGGGCAUUGAGAACUUUGAACUGCUGAAAGUUCUUGGGACAGGAGCUUAUGGGAAGGUGUUUCUAGUCAGGAAAAUAAGUGGCCAUGAUGCUGGCAAAUUAUAUGCCAUGAAGGUUUUGAAAAAAGCAACAAUAAUUCAAAAAGCCAAAACAACUGAACAUACGAAGACUGAACGGCAGGUACUAGAACACAUCCGACAGUCACCAUUUUUGGUGACUUUGCAUUAUGCGUUUCAGACAGAUGCAAAGCUUCAUCUCAUUUUGGAUUACAUAAAUGGAGGAGAACUUUUUACCCAUCUUUCACAGAGAGAGAGAUUUACUGAAGAUGAGGUACGAAUAUACAUUGGAGAGAUUGUGUUAGCACUUGAACACCUGCACAAGUUGGGAAUUAUAUAUCGUGAUAUAAAACUUGAGAAUAUUCUGCUUGAUUCUGAUGGCCAUGUGGUACUGACUGACUUUGGCUUGAGUAAGGAAUUUGUUAGUGAUGAAAAUGAAAGAGCAUAUUCCUUCUGUGGAACUAUAGAAUAUAUGGCUCCAGAUAUUGUCAAAGGUGGGGAGACAGGUCAUGAUAAGGCUGUUGAUUGGUGGAGUCUAGGUGUUCUUAUGUAUGAAUUAUUAACUGGAGCAUCACCUUUUACUGUUGAUGGGGAGAGAAACUCACAAACUGAGAUAUCUAGGAGAAUAUUGAAAAGUGAACCUCCUUAUCCCCAAGAAAUGACUGCUCUAGCCAAAGAUAUAAUUCAAGGUCUUCUGAUGAAAGAUCCCAAGAAAAGACUGGGCUGUGGUUCAAAUGGUGCUGAUGAAAUAAAACAGCAUCUCUUCUUCCAGAAACUGAAUUGGAAUGACUUGGCUGCCAAAAUAGUGCCAGCUCCAUUUAAACCAGUAAUUCGUGAUGAAUUGGAUGUUAGUAACUUUGCAGAGGAGUUUACAGAAAUGGACCCAACAUAUUCUCCAGCAAGCACACCACAAGCUGCAGAUAAGCUUUUCCAGGGAUACUCCUUUGUUGCUCCUUCUAUCUUAUUCAAACGUAAUGCAGCCACUAUGGAUCCUGUUCACUUCCUGACAGCAGUGGACCGACCUGGAAUUACAAGUAUUGCCAGGAGUGCUAUGAUGAAGGACUCUUCCUUUUAUCUUCACUAUGAACUGGACCUGAAAGAAAGACCACUGGGAGAAGGAAGUUUUUCCAUCUGUCGAAAAUGCUUACACAAAAAAACUAGCCAAGAAUAUGCAGUAAAAAUCAUUAGUAAAAGGCUAGAAGCCAACACUCAAAGAGAAAUAACAGCUUUAAAACUUUGUGAAGGACACCCCCAUGUCGUGAAGCUGCAUGAAGUUUACCAUGAUCAGCUCCACACUUUUCUAGUAAUGGAACUUUUGAAAGGAGGAGAAUUACUUGAACGUAUCCAGAAAAAGAAGCACUUCAGUGAAACUGAAGCUAGUUAUAUAAUGCGCAGACUUGUUUCAGCAGUGAGCCACAUGCACGAUGUAGGAGUAGUCCACAGAGACUUAAAACCUGAGAAUUUAUUAUUUACAGAUGAAAAUGAUAGUUCAGAAAUAAAAAUAAUUGAUUUUGGAUUUGCCCGCUUAAAGCCACCUGACAAUCAGCCUCUUAAAACACCGUGUUUUACCCUUCAUUAUGCUGCACCAGAGCUCUUAAAUCAUAAUGGUUAUGAUGAAUCAUGUGAUCUAUGGAGUUUGGGAGUCAUUUUGUAUACAAUGCUCUCAGGACAAGUACCCUUCCAGUCUCAAGAUAAAAAUGUAACAUGCACAAGUGCAUUGGAAAUUAUGAAGAAAAUUAAGAGAGGAGAGUUCUCUUUUGAAGGAGAUGCUUGGAAGAAUGUCUCUCAGGAAGCCAAAGAUUUGAUACAAGGACUUCUUACAGUGGAUCCAAAUAAGAGAAUUAAAAUGACCAGUUUGAGAUACAAUGAAUGGCUUCAAGAUGGUAGCCAACUGUCAUCCAACCCGUUAAUGACUCCAGACAAUUUAGGAUCUUCAGGAGCUGCUGGACACUCUUAUGUCAAAGCAACCUUUAAUGCCUUUAACAAAUAUAAGAGGGAAGGAUUUUGCCUACAGAAUGUUGACAAGGCACCUCUUGCAAAAAGAAGGAAGAUGAAAAAAACAAGUACAAGUACCGAGACUCGAAGCAGUUCCAGUGAAAGUUCUCAUUCUUCUUCUUCUCAUUCGCAUGGUAAAACUACUCCUACAAAGACCCUGCAGCCAGCAAUUCCUGCAGACAGCAAUAAUCCAGAGAGCAUCUUCCAAUUCUCUGACUGAAAAACAGAGAUUUGCUCUGAUGAAGAAUUUGCUGGCAUAUGCAUUCCUUUAAAAAGAAUGUUUAUAUGUGUAUGGAAAAUCCAACUGAUACCCUUUUACUGAUGGAAGGACUUCUGAUCCAGUGGAGGUGUCCACUAAAAUAGGGGAGACAUUCAUUAACUCUAUUCUGGAGUGUCCUCCAACUCUCUGGUGCAGAUUCUUGGGGUGGGCACUGGAGACUGAGAUGGGGAACUCAGUAAGAAUUGAAUCUCAUCUCUUCUGUUAGCAAAUGCCUCUGCGGGAUCAAAAAUCCUUCCGUAAGCACAAGAUCACUUGUUGGAUUCUGCCCAUAACUUAAAGGCACACAUUCUAUUUUCUAAUCUUUUGUUUCAGUCCUAGUCUGAAAUAGGACAUUUUAAAAUACUGCUGUGGUUAUAACCAGCAUUGAAGUUGUUGAAGCUAUUAAUGAACAAAACUUGGGGUGGAGUUCAACAUCAUACUAAUAAAACAUUUUCCACCAGCACAAUAAUUUUUGCUUGCCAGACAGAACCAUCUCCCCUCUCUCCCACCACCCCCCAUGUGCUGUUCUGGGGGUUCUCCCAACUCUCCACAUUUAUGGGAGGAGCGGGCAGGGCACAUGGGGGGAGGAGAAGGGGGAAGCCCAAUUGUGCUACUGGGAGUCCCAGAACUGGCUUCCACAAGCACACUGGGUUAGUUGAAUCCAGCCCUUGUAGUCCUUUGAGGUAACUGGACAUGCAAAAUGGGCUUUCUCAUUGCUAGUUAAGGAAAUAUAGUUUCAUAAGCUCUCAGAACUCCAUUUACUAGCAGUGACUCUCCAGGAUUCAUGCAGACAUCUUAAUUAAGGUUGGUUUUCUUUGGAAAUUUCUGUAUAUUAGAAAGAUGACAGUAUGAUUUUAAGAGUCUUGAAACAUAAUGGCCAGGAUCAAAAAUAGUGGCUUCCCCAUAUGCAGCAGCUUUUGUCCUUAUGCAGGUUUCCUGCAUAAGGAAAAUCAAGUCACAUCCAAAGAUAAUUUUCAGCAUGUGAAAUGGAUGCACAAAUCCUUGCACAAUACACAGGCAACAUUUUUGCUGUUCAGGGCUUGGCAACUAGUAUGCAGAACUUUGUGAUUACUUCUUCUGUAGAUUUUGGCCAUUUCCUAUUUUCUAUUUUGAACGACUUUUGGGUUUUUUUAAUAGCUUCUAAUACAGUACUUAUAAGAGGAACUUACUGUUUUCUUAGCAUUCAGUGCUAAAAAUAUGACAAGAUUUUCUGAACAAAUAGGUUUAUCUUAUAUAUUUAUGCCUCGUUGCUAAAUAUAAAAAUGAUUUUCUCUUAAUUGCAGAUUCUAUAUUCCUGCUAUCAUGUGUGGGUCCAACAAUUAAGCAUGCUGUGAUAUAUCUGACAGUGUGCUAUCUAGUUGUAGCAUAAUAUUAGAGGUUUUAAUGAUACGUAAUGCUUACGCAUGAUUUGGUACACCUAUAAUUGCAUUUGGUGAGUAGCUGAACAAAGUGAAAAAUGCCUUUUGGAGAUGCUGUGUAACUUAGAGAUGCUCUAGUAACUUCAGUGAGAAUUAUGAACUUAUUACAUCAUUCUGCUUUGCAAUAUUAAGCUUUUGUUUUCUUGCCAUGAUUUCCAUACCUAUACGCAAUACUCUUCAGAUUUUGCCUCCUCUCAUGUUGGGGCAUGUUUUGACUUUAAACCAUAUAUGCACUGGGAAAACUAAAGGGAUAUUCUAUCAAACACUGUGCUUCGCAUUUGUACACUGUGUUUGUAAUACGGUAAGAUUUCCUACCGUGGCUGUAAUAUAUUUGGAAUCAUAAAUGUGACUUACUGAUGCAUUUAAAAUGUUAACAUUUUUAAUUGUGAAGCAUAAUUUCUCAACAUAUGCAGAGCACUUCUACAGCACCUGUGCUCCAGUCUUGCAAAAAGUUAUUGAGUAGUCCCAUUGUGAAUUCUUUGGGGCAGUUUAUUUGCAUGAUCAGAGAACAUCUGGUCGUUUGUAAAAACACCUUGCUGCAUUGUAAAAUAAACUAGAUCCAAAUCCUAUGCAAAAAUUUAUAUAUAUAUAUAUAUAUAUAUAUAUAUAUAUAUAUAUAUAUAUAUGGCUUGUUUACAAAGUUGCAUCUAUUAUCAGUGUUUUGAGAAACCUAAUGCAGGCUUACCUAUGGAAAUUGGUGGAAAACUGUCUUGAAAAGACUAUAUUUUUCUGUGUUGCUGUAGUGUAAUUGGUAGCACUUGCAUCAGGAAUGAGAUAAAUGGUCCAAGAGGUAUUUUUUGUGUGGCUUUCUAGAUUCUUGUUAGCAUUCUUGCAAUCAAGUUGUCAUUUACGAAAAAGUUAAGAUUCUGGCUCUUGUUGUAAAAGUAGCCUUGCAGAUCUAGUGAUAGAAACUAGAAGGCUUGUAAUUUAGCAACAGAUGAGCAGUGUGAUCUUUUGCAUGUUUGUUAAUGCAUGCUUACUUAAAAGCACAAGCUGCUGAGUUCAAUGAAGCUUAACUGACUAGCAAAGAUCAUAUAAUUGCAACCAUAAUUAUUUUGUCCCUUGAGGUGGCUUAAGUGACUUAAUCAUUUGACAUCCUAAUCUGAGUUUGUUCACAUUUGGAGUUGUUAAUUCCAAGAUCCAUACAGCACAGAAUUAACACAGCUUGUUCACCAGAUGUGCCUUGGCUUCCACACUGUGUUUAGGAACUUAAAUUAUGCCUGCAGUCUAUAUAUUCAAACAUGGACGGGACAGAAGCUUGUACUGCUUUUCUUUCUUUCUUUUUUCAUUUUUAAGGUAGAUAAGCUGGAACACUUAGAAGUUUCCAGUGUGGCCCUGGUGCUAAAGAAGUGGCACAUCUUUGAGUCUGAUAAGUUCUCACAGUUUAUUUAUAUGAAUUACUUAGGCUGUAGUCUUUUGCAUACUUACUUGGAAGUAAGCCCCAUUGAAUUCAUUGGGGCCUAAUUCUGAGUAAAUAUGCAUAGGAUUGUGCUCUUAAUUGAAUCCUUUGAGAUAAAUUGCCACAGAGUUUCUACGCUGAUGGAAAAUAUGAAAACUAUUGUUUACAUUAUCCGGAUCUUUAUAUUUUAAAGUUUUAUGCGAUGAUAGCACAAAUAACUUAAAGUAGUAGUUUAAGUUAAGCUGUUCAGUACUAUGCCAGCAUUUAGUUUGGAUUCACUUGUGAAUCUUUGAGAAUAUGACCUUCCCUCCCCAAGCCCCCCAUUGUAUUGACCUAUACAAUGGAACAUUUUCUCCGUAAUAAAUCAAGGCGUCAUGAUUUUGCAAAAAGCACCAAUUAAUAGAUGAAAUCUGUUUUAAGGUUCAGUAAAUUAAACAGAAAUGUUUUGCUAUACUUCUUUUGAUUUUCCAUUUCACUUUUAAGAUUGAUUAAAAUGUGUACUUUUAAAAUGAAGUCCUAGUGGCUCAGCAGAUUAAAUUGCAAUGCGAUGAGCCCUAGUUUAAAUUUAUAUAUAGUUUAAAAUAAUUAUUUUUAAAAAAUCUAGUCCCUUUUGGAGAAAUCCAAAUAAAUGGUGUUUUAUAUUAGAAUAGUUUCAUUGAUAUUUGGUAGGACUUCAUAAAAUGUGCAAAGUAAAAUAAUGAUUUAAUUUCUCAGGAAAAAGGGGAGUUUGUAUUUCCAUUGUUCUCUUGCACAGGCAGCUAUCAAGAAAGAUCGUGAACAUUUUUGUACUCUUGGGAGCGGAUUUUAUCUGAUAAAAGCAUAAGUGGGUGCAGAGCACAACUUUCAUUAUGUUUUUGUUCAAACAGAUAUGUUUUCAAAAUUUUGAAUGUGUACACUAUAUAAUUUUAUUGGUUACAUUUUGAAAUAGGUAUAAUAUGCUAAGUAGAGAAAGUAGUAUGAUAAUAGUGGUUAGAGAUUAAGUGGUACAGAUGCAGUUGUGUUGCCAUAAAUGCUUUUAUGGUAUUGUUACUUGCAUCGGACAAUUAAUUAGUUUAAUAAAAUGUUAUUACUUUAAGUUGAUAGAAAAAAAAUACUAAAAGCGUGAAGCAAAUAAUUUCUUAUGGCUUGAUCCUGUUUAGUGUUCAGUCUUUCAGGCAAAUGGAUAUUGUUUCCUGUCCGCAGUGCAACAGAACUGGGGGCAGGGCUGUGGAUGACUUCCUUCUCUGACUAAUUUCUUAAUUGAUUCUCCAGGACACCAGUAAGGUUGGUGCAAUAUUAUUUUAGUAAACUCCUCCAGUGAAGCUAGAAAACUUUGUUUUUCUUUGUUUUCAUUUCAAGAAAAAAAUGUUAUAAUAUAUUUACAGAGAAAAUAUUUGUAUCAGGUAUACAUAAAAACAAUCCAUAUACACUAUUACAUGGAGGAAGCAGGGAAGAUGUGAUUUUGAGGAACCAGGCAGGGCGGGGGCGUUGCAAGGAAAAGGGGAAAUAAAUGAAAUUUUCCAUCUGCCUUUGGGAGAAUUCUGUUCUGGGCAAAUCUGGAUCCUACCUGAUAAACCAAACAAGGAUAAAAUGUAAACCCCAAAUUUUAUAUAACUAAUCAGGGUUUCUUUUCUACUAGAGUAAGCAAUGUAAACACACAGAUACUGGUAUGGCUAAAUAUAUAAUUUUCUGUUGUGUUUAUCUUAAGGCUUAUAUUGCUACAAAAGAGAAGAUAAUGUUGAUUUGUGGCAUGAAACAGAAUUGUUAUGAUAGUUAUCUGUGUGCAAAGCUUGUUCCCCUUAAUUGGUUUUGUGUCCUUCACUAGUUAAUGUUUUUAUGCUAAAAUCCUUUACAUGGUUAACUGGGAGUAAGCUCCCUUGAACUCUGUGGGAUUCAUUGCUGAGUAAAUAUACAUAGGAUUGUGUUAUCCAUAAUCCUGCAUAGUCAAUUGAAUGUUUAAUUCAGUUGAACUAAAAUCAAAACAAUAGGCUUUAUUUACUUCCAUCUCCUUUUUUAUUGACUUAGUCCAUCCAGCCCAGUACAGUCUGAAUGGCAGUAGUAGAUCUCCAGGAUCUAAGGCAAGGCUCUUUUCCAGUCUUGCUACUAGAGAUUAUUUAAACUGAGUUGGAAACACCCCCUUUCUAGUCAAUUGUGGCACUAAUAUAGAAGAGUUUGCCACAAAAGGUUGAUGUGUUAGGUGACAUAAUACAAUUCCGACACCCUUAUUUGUAAUCCAGUUAGCUCCAUUUUAAGCAUGUUUGUUCAACUUGCUGAGAAUUUUCUGUCCUUUUCUAUUGUUAAAAAUAUAAUAAAUGUAAGCAUAUUGUUUGCUAGAUGUUAAAGAUAUGCACUAAUUAGUCCCUAACAUUUCUAAAUAAAGUUCUUAAUUAUGACAAAUAUUUAGAAACAGCAUAGCCAGAUCUUAUAUGCUGUUUUAGGCUUAUGCAAAAGGCAUGAACUGAAAGAUGUAUAGAUGGAUAAAAAGUACGUUAAAUGUUCAUUGGGAUAUUUCUAGAAGUUUAGGAAUAAUUAGUGCUUUAAAAGUGCUUUUGUUUUUAAAGCCAAGAAAUCUUUUUGAUUGAUUGGUCUCUCCAGUUUUAUAUUUUAUAUUUAUAUAAAUUCUUCUUACAACUGCCACUCCUCUUCAGACUAGCCCAAUAGCACAUUCCGUGUCAUCUGUCCUGCAUCCCUCUAUGGGUGACACUGCAUGUUUGGCCAAACCUUCUCCAUUGGAUUGGGAGACUCUUCGGAACAGUGAGGGUGGUGGCGUAAACAGGGUGGAGCACUUAGAAAUCUCUUGAGGAAGCCUCAGCCAUUUUAAAGUGGUAGAAUGAAUGGGAAGGAUGAAAAAGCCAUGUCUCGAGAGAGCUGCAACUGCUUGCAGCAUAUUUAUUUUUGUGGUGGAAGAAAGUUUGCUUUGCACAAUGGAAGGGGAUAUAUCCAGCACAUUAAAAAAAAAAAUCAGUACAAGUUCUCCCAAAAUAAUUGGGAGAUUGAUUUUUCACAUUUCCAGUGAUGUUAUAAGCACACCUUUAGAUGCUUAUGAUGCUUGUACAAUCCCCUUCCUCAAAACACUUGCAGUGACAACGGAAAUGCUAACUGCUGGGGGGGGGGAGUGAUAUCCCCUAACCAACGACCAGCAUAAGAGAUAAGUAUGUUCCUGAGAUACUAUCACAAACAUCAUUUUGACUGUAAUUAAUUUGGAUGGCUUUAAGAGCAGGUUAGACAAAUCCAUGGAAUACAAUGCUGUAUCAGUGGCUACUAACCAUGCUGCCUCCACUGUCAGAGGCAAUAUGAAUGCCAGUUGCUGGGAACUGAAGGUGGGCAGAGUGCUGUUGUUCUUGUGUCCAGCUUGCAGGCUUCCCAGAGGCAUUUGGUUGGCCACUAGGAACAGGACUUUAGACUAGAUGGGCCAUUGGCCUGAUCCGAAAGGCACGUCUUUGGACCAUUGGCUUGUCUUAUGCUCCUAGCAACUCCUGAGUUUUGUACUGGUACUUUCUUCAGAGUAUGUGCUACAGUUAACCUACUUGGCUUGUGUAGCAGAUCAGGGUAAAUAGUGUUCCAUAAUGGUUUUAUAGAUUUUAUAGAUUUGGUAAAUCAGAAAAAUAAGAAUUGAAAGGAAAACUAAUACUAUAAGAGAGAGAGCUUGUCUCUUAAAUUAUGACAUUUCAUUUUUAAAGGUUACACCCAAGAAUAAUGACACUUCUAAAUAACUUCUUUUUACAUUUGUAACAUGAGGCACAAUUUUGGUAUGUACUCUUGAAUAUAAUUCCCCCCCUCUUUAUUCUAAAAUGAAUGGGUUUCUUAACAAUUUUAUUUCCUUUCCUUUGCAUUGUUACUCCUUUAUUUCUGAAAGCACUUGGAUAUAACUCCCUAAUAGUUACCACAACAUUAGUCAGAGUUCUCCAAAUAUCCUUUAUUAACAAAUGCUAUUUGUGUUGUUCUAGGAGAUAGUGUAUUAUUUAUUGUAUCUGUAUUUAAGUAUAAUGUACAGUUGAAACCCACAACACAUUUCCAAGUGUAUUGUGGUAAAUGUAAUGAAGCAGUGUAGGAUAAAUAGUGGGGUUUUUCCUGUAAAUGAACGAUCUUCUUAUCUCCUAUUAAAACAUAUGUAGAGUCAAAGUAUAUGUGUCACAUGGAAAUCAGUGUGGGUCCUUCCCACACCCUGAUCCAGUGACAGGAUUGUAGUCCUUAUGUAGCAGAUUAGCUUGAUAAGAGGCACCUGAAUUAAUCCUUGACUGUAAAGGUCUGAAGCCAAGGUGAAGCAACUAAAAAAAACAUGGACACCUCUAGCACCAAUAACCUGGAGGAAAUGGGAACCUGGACUGAGUUGGUAGACCCAUGAUUCACCUGCUUGGCAGAUGAUUAGCAUGCAUAGACUAUGCCUGCCUUAAAUUUAGGAAGAAAUCAAUAUACGGUAUCCUAAUUCGAUAAAAUGCUGUGGAAACAUGGAAAAGGGAUUGUCAGGCUGCUUCCUCCCCAUAACCAGCUCUGCCCAUUUUGAGUACAAAAGCAGCUUUGGCAUGAAGACCUAUUUGAUCAUCAUGGUUGGAUAGUUUCUAGGAUCAGGGUAUAAGAAUAAUUUUUCCCUUUGCUGUUGGCCUUUCAAAAUGAUCAGAUGUGCUCAUGUAACUUUAUGAAUGCUCUGUCGCAUCAGGAAAGGGGCGUAUGGGAGUUCUGGUAAUUCAGCAAGUGCAUUCCACUAGUCUUCUAUGUCAGUCUGAGUAGGGCAUCUGACUGCUUUAAACCACUGCUGUUUUUAGCUUUUGUAAUUGGAUUGCUUUAUUUGUAUCUUGGACAUUUGUUUUACAGUCUUAACUAUAUUUUGUAAGCUGCCUUGGGAGGGCUUUGCCCUGAAAAGCAGUAUAUAAGUACUAUUAUAGAAGUCUGCAAUCCUAAUCUAAAUUACCUAUUAGAAAGCCCCAUUGAGUUCAGUAGGAUUUACUUCUGAGUAGGCAUGGCUAGGGUUGCACUGUAAGUGUGUUUAAUGGUGUGUGUUAAACUUGAGACUAAUUUCUCAUAUGCUGAGGCUACUGUGGGUACAACUGAUGGAUGUGACUAUAUAUUGGAAAACACAUCAGGAAAAGGGAAGAAAAUAGAACAAGGUGCAUCUGAAGUACUGAGUAAGCUGGAAGCUGUUGACACGAGGAUUGCAUUGUGAAGCACAAGCUUUUGCUUUGCUUAAGGAGAUAACUAUUUUUAAACAUUUAACUGUAGAUCAAAUAAGCAAGAUCUUUGUGGUUUUCACAAAGAACCUGCUUGUUUUGUAAACUUUAACACUCUACUGAUAUUUUAAAUGUAUAUUUCCUUCGUACGUUAUCUCUAUUUGUGAAGUUGUUAAUAUAUAACAUUUUGGGAACUAUGAUAGAAACAUAUCUAUCCAUAGAAUAUCUUUUUUUAAAUAUGCAAACUUUGUACCAUGAUAGAAUUUUAAUUUUAAUUAUUAAUUUACAGGUUCUUAUUAGAUAUAUAAUAGGUUUUUUCUUUUUUCAUGCAAAUAUAAUAUAUACAAUAAAGGCUUUUAUUCAGACAUCUUCCCAAAGUGUAAUAUUUAUAUGGUUUAUAUGCAAACAAUUAACAGUAGUUUUAAAAUGUUGGGAUUGUUUCAUUCUAGCUGGGCUAGAACUUGCUAACUUACUGUGUACAGUGGAACAUAGGCUCCUUUAGAAUUAUUUUGAUGAAAGAAGAAUUUAUGUGUUUUUCCUCCUCCAGCAUCCCAAUCCCCAGGGUUACAUAUAUAUCACACAUUAAGCUGUGUUAAUCUUUCUUGGAUUCUUUAUUACUGUUACAGUCGAUACUGCCAUUCAACAGUUUCUAAAUACUGUACACAAAUUAAAGGAUUUUAUACUAUUUACUUUUAAUUGUCAGUGUUGACAAGUAUUUGUGUAAAUGUUAACAAAGAUGCAUGCUUUUUACAUGUCUUUAAUUUGGUCUCCCUUUAUUUGGCAAGUCUUGAAUGAGUUGUAUCAACUUCAAAAAGCAACAAAGUUGAAACUUGCAUUUGUCAAAAAAAAAGUCUUGAAGUUUGCUGAAAUGUUUUAUGUGUGGAUUUAAAUUUUAAAAGCAGUAAGGGCUUAUUACAAUUUCAUAACUGUGUAUAUGUUCAAAUAUAUUUGUUCUACCCUCAAAAAAUAAACUUGUCUGUGUACAAAGUA
Molecule: messenger RNA, 11836 nt
Organism: Podarcis raffonei (Aeolian wall lizard)
Lineage: Eukaryota; Metazoa; Chordata; Lepidosauria; Squamata; Lacertidae
Gene: RPS6KA5
Product: ribosomal protein S6 kinase A5
Exons: 17
Coding region: 453-2846 (797 amino acids)
Biological process (GO): regulation of DNA-templated transcription; intracellular signal transduction; protein phosphorylation
Molecular function (GO): ATP binding; magnesium ion binding; protein serine/threonine kinase activity
Source: RefSeq, a predicted model, not a curated record